Molecule: messenger RNA, 1841 nt
Organism: Brassica rapa (field mustard)
Lineage: Eukaryota; Viridiplantae; Streptophyta; Magnoliopsida; Brassicales; Brassicaceae
Product: proline--tRNA ligase, cytoplasmic
Biological process (GO): prolyl-tRNA aminoacylation
Cellular component (GO): cytoplasm; aminoacyl-tRNA synthetase multienzyme complex
Molecular function (GO): proline-tRNA ligase activity; ATP binding
Source: RefSeq, a predicted model, not a curated record
GAUAUAAGUGGGUGUAGUUCAGUGAGAAAGCUCGCUAAAAGUGAGUCAAAGGGUUUACAAGCUGUAACCGUUUCCCUCUCGAUUCGCUCGUUAUUGUUCGCCUCCGCCUUCUUCAGCUCAUCGGCGAUUUGAAAGAAGAAAGGGUUGAAAUGGCUGGUGCAAGUGGGAAGAAAGAGAAGGUUGACAAGGCUGGUCCAAGUGGUGGUGGAAAGAAGAAGAAGGACGUUAAGAAGGAGACAGGUCUUGGUCUCAGCGUUAAGAAAGAUGAGAACUUUGGGGAAUGGUACUCUGAGGUUUGUAAACACGAGAUGAUUGAGUACUACGAUAUCUCUGGAUGUUACAUCCUUAGGCCAUGGUCAAUGGCUAUUUGGGAGAUUAUGCAAACUUUCUUUGAUGCGGAAAUCAAGAAAAUGAAGGUCAAGAAUUGCUACUUCCCUCUCUUUGUAUCCCCUGGUGUCCUCGAGAAGGAGAAGGACCACAUCGAGGGUUUCGCUCCAGAGGUUGCUUGGGUUACAAAAUCGGGCAAAUCUGACUUGGAAGUCCCAAUAGCCAUUCGUCCAACCAGUGAGACAGUGAUGUACCCUUACUACAGCAAGUGGAUAAGGGGCCACCGUGACUUGCCUUUGAAGCUUAACCAGUGGUGCAAUGUUGUUAGAUGGGAGUUCAGCAACCCUACCCCUUUUAUCCGGAGCCGUGAAUUUCUGUGGCAGGAAGGGCACACUGCUUUCGCCACCAAAGAAGAAGCUGAUGAAGAGGUCCUUCAAAUUUUGGAGCUUUACCGUCGCAUAUAUGAAGAGUAUCUCGCAGUCCCAGUUGUGAAAGGUAUGAAGAGUGAAAAUGAGAAGUUUGCUGGGGGACUUUACACUACAAGUGUAGAGGCUUUCAUUCCAAACACUGGUCGUGGUGUUCAAGGUGCAACCUCUCAUUGUUUGGGACAAAACUUUGCGAAGAUGUUUGAGAUCAGGUAUGAGGAUGAGGAAGGAAAGAGAGAAAUGGUGUGGCAGAAUUCUUGGGCCUACAGUACCAGGACGAUUGGAGUAAUGAUUAUGACUCACGGAGAUGACAAAGGCCUGAUACUUCCUCCUAAAGUCGCAUCUGUGCAAGUCGUUGUGAUCCCUGUGCCAUACAAAGAUGCUAAUACCCAAGGAAUCUUUGAUGCUUGUACUGCUACUGUAUCCGCCUUGAGUGAAGCUGGUAUCCGUGCUGAAGAAGAUUUAAGGGACAACUACUCUCCUGGAUGGAAGUAUUCAAACUGGGAAAUGAAGGGUGUUCCAUUGAGAAUUGAGAUUGGACCCAGAGAUCUGGAAAAUGAUCAGGUCAGAACUGUGAGACGGGACAACGGAGUUAAGGAAGAUAUCCCAAGAGGUAGCUUAGUGGAACAUGUUAAGGAACUGCUUGAGAAGAUCCAGCAAAACAUGUAUGAAGUGGCGAAGCAAAAGAGGGAAGCAUGUGUGCAAGAAAUUAGGACUUGGGAUGAGUUUAUCAGUGCUCUCAACCUAAAGAAACUUAUCUUAGCUCCCUGGUGCGAUGAAGAGGAAGUGGAGAGAGAUGUCAAGGCGCGUACUAAAGGUGAAACUGGAGCAGCUAAAACCUUGUGUUCUCCAUUUGAACAGCCAGAACUCCCUGAAGGCACUCUCUGCUUUGCAUCUGGAAAGCCUGCGAAGAAAUGGACCUAUUGGGGCAGGAGUUACUAAGUGUUCAAUUUUUCUUGUAAAGACUCAUGUUCACUGUGCUUUGAUUUGCUGAUAUUUUUUACUCCAAGUUAUUUCAGUUUUUUUUUUCUCAACUGUUUCAUUGAAUUAAGAACUAUAAAGUGAUCUUUUGUUUCAAAAGAACUGUUA